Messenger RNA from Gastrolobium bilobum, 1719 nucleotides. Its product is annotated as F-box/kelch-repeat protein SKIP30. The record is from RefSeq and is a predicted model, not a curated record. Lineage: Eukaryota; Viridiplantae; Streptophyta; Magnoliopsida; Fabales; Fabaceae. Gene Ontology annotation, molecular function: protein binding. The transcript has 2 exons. Bases 288 to 1328 code for a protein of 346 amino acids.
GAAACCUUAGGGAAGAGGAAGUUACACUAAACACAUUCACAUUGUAACUCUUUUAAUUCUGCGUGCCGUUUCCUUAGCCGUGCAACUCAUCUUAGCACCCAAAUUUCGUUCGCAUCAUCGUUACCCUCUUCUUCCCCUUUUCGUAUUCGUUUCUCUCUCUUCAACAAUUUCUCCGAUUCCCUUUUUUUUUUUCUCUGCUCGUCUUCGCUGCCAGGUGCACCUUCCAUAGUAGCUGGAGGUUAGUAGUGGAACUUAUCAGACAUUGAUGAAACAGCAGUUAUAAAUUUAUGAUGUCCGGACUGAUUGAAGGACUUCCUGAUGCUGUUGCAAUUAGGUGCCUUGCACGGGUUCCCUUUUACCUCCACCCAAAGUUAGAGCUUGUCUCUCGAUCUUGGCGAGCAGCCAUUCAUAGCCCUGAACUAUUUCAAGCUCGUCAGGAGGUUGGUUCAUCUGAGAAUCUGUUGUGUGUCUGUGCUUUUGAUCCGGAGAAUUUAUGGCAGCUGUAUGACCCUUUACGAGAUCUCUGGAUUACACUUCCUGUUCUUCCCUCAAAGAUCAGACACCUUUCCCACUUCGGUGCUGUGUCCAGUGCUGGAAAGUUGUUUGUAAUUGGUGGUGGAAGUGACGCUGUUGAUCCUUUGACUGGUGACCAAGAUGGUUGUUUUGCAACUGAUGAAGUCUGGUCGUACGACCCUGUAGCCCGGCAGUGGUCCCCUCGUGCAUCAAUGCUUGUCCCCCGUUCUAUGUUUGCAUGCUGUGUUUUGAAUGGGAAAAUUAUUGUGGCUGGGGGCUUCACUAGCUGCAGAAAAUCAAUAUCUCAAGCAGAAAUGUACGACCCUGAGAAGGAUGUUUGGAUUCCAAUGCCUGAUCUUCAUCGCACUCAUAAUUCAGCCUGUUCAGGAGUAGUGAUUGGCGGAAAGGUGCAUGUACUGCACAAGGAUAUGUCAACAGUGCAAGUUUUAGAUAAUGCGGGGCCUGGGUGGACCGUUGAGGAAUGUGCGUGGCUCCAAGGUCAGAUGGCAGUUGUUCAGGAUGCACUUUAUGUGAUGAGCCAUGGAUUUAUCUUCAAGCAGGACAAAGAAGUGAGGAAAGUUGUAGGUUCAGCAUCUGAAUUUAGGAGGAGAAUUGGGUUUGCAAUGAUUGGGCUAGGUGAGGAGCUAUAUUUGAUCGGAGGCUUCAUUGGCCCUGACAGAUGGAAUUGGGAAAUUAAGCCAUUAUCCGAUGUUGAUGUUCUCACACUUGGGAUUGAGAGACCCACUUGGCGCCAGGCAGCUCCAAUGACUCGGUGUCGUGGUACUAUUCUUGGUUGUACACUGCUCAGAAUUUAGACCUUCACUUUCUUAGCUCUCGUGUUAUUUGUGCUCGUUGGGAUUUUGAUCCUUUAAACUAGACAAACAAUCACUUGUUCAAUGGCUUCCCUGUUUUGUAUGUGAGCCAUAAUAUUUGUCCUUACUUUUGUGUUGGUUACAUGCGGUAAUGAGGUUAGUUUCAGUGUUUGUUCUUUUCCAAGUAAAACAUUAAGUUCCACCAGAUAAUAGGGCAACAAAUCUAUAGUAUUCCACCUUGCAAUUUAUUUCUCAACCUCACGUAUAAAGGACUAAUUCAUAUAGCAGAAGUCAACUUCGUUUUAAUUGUUCAGCCUUUUUUUUGCUUCGAAAAACUUCAUAAUCUCGUCAUUUUGUCAUAUUGCAAUUAAAUUAGUUUUGAGAUGGUUUUUAC